AUGGGUCAAGAUUCAUAUAUUUGCGGACUUGACCCUUCUGGAGAAAUGAAUUCAAUACUAAGAAACGAUAAAUAUUGUACGAUUCUUGAAGAGGAGGAGGAUAUGUUCUCUGAUGUUUGUACUAAUGACGGGAAAAAACUUUGGGAAUACGGAAUCGUUCCAUAUGUUUUCAACGAUAAUGUUAGUGACGAACUUAAAAAACUUGUGAUGGAAGCAAUGAAAAGGAUUACCAGGGUAUCUGUCAUAAAAUUCGUAAAGAGAAUGAACCAAAGAGAUUACAUCAAAAUUAGUGAUAAAGGGAAAUUUUCUUCUUACGUGGGUAGAAUAGGAGGCAAACAGAAUUUGCAUGUUACUAAGGAUGAAAUAAGGUGGCCAAAUACUGUGGGCAGUGUUAUGCAUGAACUGAUGCAUGCGCUCGGUUUUUACCAUGAACAUUGUCGCCCAGACCGUAAUGAAUAUGUGCACGUUGGAAGAACUAGUCGCAAUUAUGAGAGAUUUAAAGAAUCAGAUGUGUUGUGUUAUGGACCAUAUGAUUUUGAAUCUAUAAUGCAUUACUCUGAAAAACAAGGAGUAAUGUUAAUACCAGGAGUAAAUGCUAGAAUAGGUCAACGUGAAAGGUUAAGUGAUGGUGAUAUAAACGCGCUCAAUAAUAUUUAUCCGGCUAAAUACUAUUGCUAUAUUAAUACGUCUGGUUACCCUAAUUCAUAUAUGUUGAACUAUGUUGGACGAUUACGAAAACGACGAUCAAUACAACGAUUAAUACGACGAUCACAAACACAAAACUUAUAUUAUAGGCUGAAAUUACCAAGACAAGAAACAAACCCUCUAUUCUUAUCUCAAUUGUUUAAUGGAUGUUCUUUCCCCUAA
This is a messenger RNA of Rhizophagus irregularis DAOM 181602=DAOM 197198, 867 nucleotides long. Lineage: Eukaryota; Fungi; Glomeromycota; Glomeromycetes; Glomerales; Glomeraceae. The record is from RefSeq and is a predicted model, not a curated record.